AGAGAGGGGUGUGUAUGCUCUCUCGCAACUGAGUGAGUGUGUGUCUCUGUGUGUGUGUGUGUGCAUACGCGAGUAUGUGUGACCAACUGUCUGAUAGUUCUCCUUCUGCCUUAAUACUUGUACAGACAGGAGAGUUUGAGGCAUUUCUUUUGUAGAACUCGUAGGGAAUGGCAAAGUGUAUUGUUACCCUGGAAACAUCUGUUUAAUGAGAAUGUCUGAGGAAUGCUUACGGUCACACACUGUCAUUAGCAGGAGGAUUUGAACCCUCAGACUCGGGAUAUGACAUUCAAAGCCUUAAGCACUAUGCCACACUGCCUGCACAUAUGUGGUGCCAGUCCACUCGUUUGGGUUACGCCAUCUGCUGUACCCUGAUAAAUUGUACUUGUGAAGGUUUUCAACCUAGUAGAAUUAAAAGACGACAAUGUGAAAUCUGCAAGCAUGGCUGGGUAGCACAUGCCUUAAGCAAGCUAAAAGUGCAUCACCUAUAUCAGGGGAGUCAGGUGGAGAUCGUUCAGUCAAAUGUGGUGUUUGAUAUUUCUAGCCUGAUGCUCUAUGGAACCCAAGCAAUUCCAGUUCGACUUAAAAUUCUGCUCGACCGCCUUUUUAGUGUUUUGAAACAAGAGGAAGUCAUUCACAUCCUAAACGCACUAGACUGGACCCUGCAGGAUUACAUCCGUGGAUAUGUACUGCAGGAUGUAUCCGGAAAAGUGCUGGACCGUUGGGCUAUUAUGACCUAUGAGGAAGAAAUUGCAACGUUACAACAAUUUCUUCGUUUUGGAGAAACCAAAUCAAUCGUUGAGCUCAUGGUUAUUCAAGACAAGGAAGGACAGGCAGUCGUCAUACCCAGCACAAGAACUAAUUCAGACAUUCGAGCUUUUAUUGAAAACAGCAGCCACAGGAGUCCUGCUGUGUCUACCAACAUGGAAAAAAUAAACUCUAGCAACAUUCACCACUUUGAAAAUUUUAUUAACAACAUGGCCUUCAUGUUGCCAUUUCAGUUUCUUAGCCCUCUCCCAGCCCCACUAAUUGGCUCUCCACCUGAUGCUUUUCUUCUUGAUUCUGCUUCAAAACCAAACUAUAAAAUCAAACCUGACAUUCAAAUUCCCAACGCCGAAUCCAGUCUCCUUUUGCCUGGCACAGCUUCAUAUGCAUCUAGCAGUGACAGGAAUGGAUGUUCCUCUGAACCUGGCACCAAAGUAGAAGCCGAGGACUUUCCUGGCAGUGAUGAUUUUUCAGAUAACCCUUCAACUCCAUGUAAUGCAUCUAUAAGUUCUGAGAUCGCCCAGAUUUCUCCUGAGGGUAAGCUGCGGUCUCCAGACAAAGGUAGUGGAGGGCCAAAAAAGGGUCGGGUUUUCUGCAGUGCUUGCGAAAAGACAUUUUAUGAUAAAGGCACUCUCAAGAUUCACUACAACGCAGUUCAUCUAAAGAUCAAGCAUAAGUGUACAAUUGAAGGCUGCAACAUGGUGUUCAGCUCCUUACGGAGCCGUAAUCGCCAUAGUGCCAAUCCAAACCCCCGCCUGCACAUGCCCAUGAACAGAAACAACAGGGAUAAAGAUCUGAGAAGUAACCUAACAAGUGAGGCCGAUAAAAGACCAGAGUUUAAUACAGUCACAUCAACGGACAGCAGGUCGGUUCCAAGUUAUAUGAUUCCGUGCCCAGAGCCUAAAAUGCAGAACAGCUUGCCUAGCAGUGGUCACGGUGGGAUUCUGUUUCCAAAUCUGAAGACUGUGCAGCCCGUUCUUCCAUUUUAUCGCAGCCUAGUGACCCCUGCAGAGCUAGCGAACACUCCAGCUUCUCUGCCUUCAUUACCACUGAUUUCAUCAUCUGUCCCGGAACCACCUGCAGCCAUGGAACCUUCCUCUGAUCCAAUUCCAAAGAAAAAAUCCCGCAAAUCUAGCAUGCCUAUUAAAAUUGAAAAAGAAGUUGUCGACACUGCAGAUGAGUGUGCCGAAGACGGUGAUUCAGAUGAGGAGAUUCCCUUGCAGAUCAGAGGAAGCGAUGAACAUGAAAACGGCGAGGACUCCUAUGAAACCGAAACAAUUGUCAAAGUUGAUGGAUCAGUCAUCCAUUCAACUGAGAAAGAACAUUCAGUAUCUUCAAUCCAUGGUCAAGUAAUUGCGAAAAUGUCUGCAAGCAUUGAGGAGGAACAAGAACAAGAGUUCUAUCAUAUGGAAAACCAUUUUCUCCGUGCUCAAGGAGACAGCGUUAUUACAAGCACAGCACCAUCAGACAGGAAGCAAAGAGAGCAACAUGAUGGUGUGAAACCCAUGUCAAUGUCCAAAAUGGAAAAUUAUAUGGAGAAACAGCUGUGCAACAAAGACAGUGAUAGUCAUUACAUGGAGAAUGAACACAGGUUGCAGAAUGGAGGCUUCUACCGCAUUUUAACCAACAAUAAGGAAACCCUACCUUUGGGCCUCGAUGAAACUCAGAGCAUGGCAUACACAGAUUUGCAUGGCGUAGCCAUUGACAAAGAAACCCUUCAUUACUGUGAGAUCUGUGAUAAGACUUUUAAGAAUCAGUACAGUGUAAAAAUGCAUUACCGUAAUGUGCACCUGAAGGAAUUGCACAUGUGUUCUGUCGAUGGCUGCAACGCAGCCUUCCCUUCUAGGAGAAGCAGAGACAGGCACAGCGCUAACAUGAAUCUGCAUCACAAGCUGUUGACCAAAGACCAAUAUGGAGCUUCAGGUACUCACUGCUUCAGCCCCGCACCUUGCAGAGAUUUAGAUAAAGACUUUCAGCCAGAUUUCAGAUUAAAAGAAUAUAUUGGCCAGACAUCUGUGAUCUUGAAAGGAAGUAACAGGAUGGGUCUGGUUUUUCCCAUGAGUAAAACUGGGGAGAGCUGCCUGGCUAUGCAGAAGGAAGAUGCCGCAGAGGAAGAGACUGUGUUAGACUUGAGCACGUCUUCCAUGUCCAAAUCAGAGAGCAGCUUACACUGCUCCUGGGACUCGGACUGUGGGAGUGAGGAAGGUAUCUCCUUGGAUGAAAGUGUGGAAAGUCCUGAAAGUUUAAACUUGACAUCCAAAGAGGAAUCUCCCCCAAACUUGCCAGUGACCGAGAAGACAAGUGACUGCCUCGUGUUUCACUUGCCAUCCAGCUCGCCAAUAACAUGCCAUAUCUGCCAAAAAGUAUACAGUAACAAAGGGACAUUCAGGGCUCAUUAUAAAACGGUGCACCUUCGUCAGCUUCACAAGUGUAAAAUCCCGGGGUGCAAUACAAUGUUCUCCUCAGUACGCAGCCGCAACCGGCACAGCCAGAACCCCAAUUUACAUCGAAAUCUGGGGAGCAGUACAUGUGAUGAACAUAUAUGAUCUUGUGGAAAACAACUGGCCCAGCAUUGGGGGAAAGAAAAAACACUGAACAUUUCCCAUUUCCCUACAUUAUCUGAAAAAAGAAAGUCAAAAAGGGUACAUUUGGAGUCGUGAUAAAGUGUGGAGCAUGGCUUUCACGACUGUACAAGCGAUGCCACAAAGCCCCUUCUCUCUUGUUCUCUCCUUAUUGGAUAAAGACAAGACGUUCUCCUCAGAAUUUAAAUGAAACAAAUCCUUACGUUGAACUACUUUUACUUUUUUCAUCAGUGGAGGAGAUUGAACUAGAAUAUCUAAUAAUUUUGUAUCUCCAUUACUGCAUCAUUUUAGUCUCCCUUUAACAUUUUCCAAAGAGUGUUCCUAAUUGCAAAAAACUAAAUGAAGUUAUUUAAACAGUAUUGUACUUUGUGGUUAUCUGUAAUCCAUAUGGAACAAGAGCUCCUUUUACAUUGGGGCAAUUCUUAGUUGUAAUACACACGUAGAAAGGAAUUUUGUCACAUUUCUACUAUGUUUCUUCAAAAUUUGCAUUGGUGAGAAAAUUUUUUUUACAUAGGAAUGGGCUACUUGCCAUUGUGACCAAAUACCAAAAUGCCUCCUCUUGUAAUUGUAGCGGAGGAAAUGAAAACCUCAAAUUUACAACGUAGUAAAAUGCGGCACAUCCUUUUUGCGUGUGUACCUCUGGCCAAUGCGGUGAAACAUGCUUCAGAUGUUCUUCUUUCAGAUUUGUAUCAAACUCAUUUUCGGUUCUUGGAUCACAGGGCAUAAUAGCUAAAUUGAUAGCUCUGCCUGUUCUGUUCAUCUUAGGUUUCUAUGCACUUAUUUUGUACUUGUUAACUAUUGUUAUAAAACAAAACUGUAAUAUGUUUCACUUUUAUGUGUACUUGGUAAUUAAGUGCUUUGACUGCAUUUUCUUUAGAAUUUCAAUCAUUUUUUUAUUGUGCCAACACAGUGUUGACUUAGUUUCCCAGACAUUUCAUGUUAAGGUUUUUUGUCUCAAAAUUGGCAGAUUCGGUGGUUAUUAUUAUUUUUUUUCUCUUCCUUGGCAACAGAUGCAGUUUUGUACAUUCAUUUGGUCAUAACAAAUGUCAUUUGUAGACUUUUUUUCAUUGAAAACAAAAUGUGUAAAAUGUGUUGUAUUUUUCAGUCAGUAAGUUAUUAUUUGAUGUUACUGGUUUGUCACAAUUUUGUUACAGUUCAAAAAAGGAAAAAUAUUUGACCAAAGACUUAGUGUUAACUGUGAUGAAGCCAGUUCAAGCUCUUUGUGUAAUAAAAGCAGUAUUAAAACCACCAGCAAAAUGAAUCUACUUGAAAUGGUUUAUUUUUCACUGACAAUAAGACAAUUUUUGUAUUUUUCAUAAAUGUGUUUUCACAAGUA
This is a messenger RNA of Polypterus senegalus (gray bichir), 4680 nucleotides long. It is a transcript of the gene bnc1, whose product is annotated as basonuclin 1. The transcript is spliced from 6 exons. Gene Ontology annotation, molecular function: zinc ion binding. NCBI's taxonomy places the organism in Eukaryota, Metazoa, Chordata, Cladistia, Polypteriformes, Polypteridae. Gene Ontology annotation, cellular component: nucleus. Bases 324 to 3308 code for a protein of 994 amino acids. The record is from RefSeq and is a predicted model, not a curated record. Gene Ontology annotation, biological process: regulation of transcription by RNA polymerase I.